UUGAAAACAAAUUCAAAUUCGACGUAAGAAAAGUAUGUCAAAAUUGGCAAAACAACAAUUUUCAGCUUGUUUUGAAGGAAUUAUGCAGAAUUUGUGUGUUAAAAUGGUAUAUCGAUUGUUGUUUGUGAUAACUUGGUUGCUGAAGUAAUGUUUCCCGCCUUGUGUGUUAGACAUUCGUCGUAAAGUGUUGGUGGUCUACUCUUCAAGUUCCAGGCUUCACAGCUGGUCAGUUCGACGAACUUUCAACAUUCCAUUAUGGCUGAUGACCCUGGUCAAUCUUCAUCUCAUUCAGCGGAGAUGGCGCACGAGAGCGGCGCGGAGGGCCCGCCGCACACGCCGUCGCCGCCCCACGCGCCGCGCCUCCCCGCCGCCGACUCCAGCUUCCACCACCAGAUCAUGCAGAAUCAGAGUCCGAGAAAGAACCAUAUCGCGGAGAGAGCGAAACAAACCUUAGAGAAUAGUUUCCUGAUGCAACUGAAGAAGCAGCAGCAACUGCAGCAGGAGAUCCUGCUGCAGCAUUUCCAGCAGCAGCGCCAGCAGCUCGCCGAGCAGCACGAGCAGCAGCUCAGGCACCACCUCAAGCUGUGGGAGCAACAGAAGGCGAUGGAAGAGGCGGCGCUGCGCGAGGCGCGCGAGGCUAGGGAAGCGCGCGAGGCCCGCGAGCGGCACGAGCGCGACAGGGUUGAACUCCUGCGCAAGAAGGACAAGCACGAGCCCAGUGCCAACGCGUCUACGCAAGUCAAGCAGAAAUUGCAGGAAUUCUUAAAAAAGAAGCAAGCUGCUGCAAACGCUAACGGAACAGUACCUGGAUCACCCUAUAGAAAUUGGGGUAUAGUAAAAUCGUCAUCGGGCGAGUCGAUCACGUCGACCACGUCGGCGGCCACGCACCCGUAUCGGCUGGCGGCGCCGCUGCCGCUCACCGUGCACGCGCCGCCCACGCCCUCGCCCGCUGACUACCCGCUCAGGAAGACUGCGUCGGAGCCGAACAUGCUGAAGGUGCGGCUGAAGGCGCGCGUCAUCGAGCGCCGCGCCUCGCCGCUCGCGCGUCGCCCUCUCAAGACGCGCGUCAAGCAUCGCAAUUGCGAGACAGGGUCCCCGCGGGGGUCUCCACCAGGUGGCGCCGCCCCUAUUCGCGAGGAGGAGGAGUCCCUAUCACGGGCUCCCGAGCUGCUGUUCUCGUCGCCCUCUAUGCCCAAUAUCUCACUGGGCCGCCCGCACGCGCCGCCUCCGCCGCCGGUGGGCGUGCCGCUACCACCAGUCUCGGAAGCAGAAGCGUACUCCCCCCUCGCCAGCUCAGCGCUGGCCCCCGGGCCGCGGCUCAUCAAGCGCCCGCUGGGCCGCACGCACUCGGCGCCGCUGCCGCUGGGCGACCCCGCGCUGCAUCCGCACCACCCUCCCUCCGCGCACCACUACCUGCGCGACCAGAUACGAAAGACGGUGUUGACCCGAGCACACGACGCAGCGGCGGCGCAGCUGCGCGAGGAGGAGGGCGAGGUGAUCGACCUGACGUCCCGCCGGCCCCCCUCGUCUCCCCCGCCGCCCGCCGCCCCCCACGCCGCCCCGCUGGCUCGCGCUCUCAGCUCGCCCCUCGUCGGCGCGCGGUCACCAGCCACGGGGCUGGCGUACGACGCGCUCAUGCUUAAACAUGGUUGCGCAUGCGGCGCCCACGCGCCCACUCACCCGGAGCACGGUGGUCGCCUGCAGUCAGUGUGGGCGCGCCUGUGUGAAACUGGCCUUGCGGCCAGGACUGAACGCACGCGGCCUAGGAAGGCCACACUCGAAGAGUUACAGAGCGUGCACACAGAAGCGCACGUGGCGAUCUUCGGCGGGCGGCCGCGCGAGUGCCGCGUGGAGGGCGCGGCGCGGCAGCUGGUGCGGCUGUCCUGCGGCGGGCUGGGCGUGGACUCCGACACGGCCUGGUCCGACGCGCACACGGCCGCGGCCGCGCGCACGGCCGCCGGCGCCGUGCUCGACCUGGCCGUGCGCACCGCCAGGGGGGAGCUGAGGAACGGUUUCGCAGUAGUGCGACCACCAGGGCACCACGCGGAGCCCAACCAGGCGAUGGGCUUCUGCUUCUUCAACAACGUGGCGGUGGCGGCGCGCAUACUGCAUACAAGGCUACGGUUACAAAGGAUACUCAUCGUGGAUUGGGACGUUCAUCACGGUAACGGCACCCAGCAGAUCUUCUACGAGGAUCCCCACGUGCUGUACAUCAGCAUCCACCGCCACGACGACGGCAACUUCUUCCCGGGUACGGGCGCGGCCACCGAGUGCGGCGCGGGCGCAGGCUUGGGUUUCAACGUGAACGUCGCCUGGUGCUCCGGGACGAACCCACCGCUCGGUGAUGCAGAGUAUCUUGCAGCGUUCCGGUCGAUUGUUAUGCCUAUUGCUAAGGAGUACGACCCGGAGAUAGUGCUAGUGUCGUGCGGGUUCGACGCGGCGGCCGGGCACCCGGCCCCGCUGGGCGGGUACAACGUGUCCGCCGCCUGCUUCGCACAUAUGACGAGGGAUCUCAUGCAGCUCGCCAACGGGAAGGUGGUGCUGUCGCUGGAGGGCGGCUACGACCUGCCGGCCAUGUGCGACUGCGCGCAGGAGUGCGUGCGCGCGCUGCUGGGCGAGCGCGGCGCGGCGCCCGCCGCCGCCGAGCUGGCCCGUGUGCCCCACGUGGCCGCGCAGGCCGCGCUAAGGGCCGCCGUCGCCGUGCACCACCACCACUGGCCCUCGAUAAAGCGGUACAGCGAGCUGAUCGGCAUGUCGGCGCUGGAGGCGGCGCCGGCCGUGGCCGCGGCGCGGCUGGGCCGGCUGCAGACGGAGCGCGACGCCGCCGACACCGCCGCCGCCAUGGCCACGCUGUCCAUGCACCACGCCGCCGCGCACCAGCCCUGCCUCAGGUCCCCCGAGAGCUCGCGGUCGGUGUCGGAGGAGCCCAUGGAGCAGGACGAGGGCAAGUGAGCGCUCCGUGCCGUGCACCGAGCACGUGCCACGUGCACACGUGCCGCACGUGCACACGCGUGCCCCACUCACACAUUCCGGCCGUCCGUGCCCCGCGCGAGUGCCAUCACUAGGAUACUCGAAUGUUGUAUAGCUGCCGCCGUCACGAGCUCCCCACUUGUAAAUCAAACCUCUACUCGUGUCCCACGGAAGAUUAUUUAUUUAGAACAUUAUAAAGUGUGAUGAUAUUUUGCGGUUGAUAAGUUUAAAGAAGAAUUUAUGUAUAUGAAGUAUAUAUUAUAUAUGGAGUAGAAUGUCGACGUUAGACGUGUAACGUAAUAUGACAUCGCGGUGAAGUGACCUUGUCGAGCAUUACGUCCUCCGAUUCUUGCCACGAGUGUCCCGCGGCGCGUCCUCCGUGCCGGCACGUGCCGCCACGUGACCCGCGUGCCGUCACGUGCCGCCACGUGGUCCGCGUGCCGACACGAGCCGCCGAACUUUGUAAACGAAACGUCUCCUGCCAAAUACUUGUUUUCUGUGAAUCGCGAUGUGUUAUAUGUAUAUUACAUAAAAAUAAUUGUUUCGAUGUAAUAAUUCAUAAUGAAUUAGUAACGGUAUAGAGAAUUUUAUGUGUAGGUGGUAAAUUAAGACAAAUCUUAAUUUGAAAGCUUUAAAAUUUAGUAAAAUAACGUGUACAAAUAUAUUAAUAUUAUUAUAUUUGGAUGAAAAGCUUUUAAGUAUAACGAAGUAUAUGUAGGCUAUGUACCUCUAAGGCUAGCUGCAGACGAGUUAUCUGCCUCUAGGCUUCUUACACAUUCUUACCACUUUGAUAUAAACAUGCCAACUUCAACAGUUAAUGUUUCCUGUCCCAAUAUCUUUGGUAGGCGGCGGCCGGCAGUGUGUUGUGGCCGCUGUUUGGCGCCGCUCAGUACUAUAGCCGCUGUUUGGCGCCGCCACAGUACUAUGGCCGCUGUUUGGCGCCGCCACAGUACUAUGGCCGCUGUUUGGCGGCGCCACAGUAUUAUGGCCGCUGUUUGGCGCCGCCACAGUACUAUGGCUGCUGUUUGGCACCUCCACAGUACUAUAGCCGCUGUUUGGCGUUGCCACAGUACUAUGGCCCCUGUAUGGCGCCGCCAGACGACUAUGGCCGCGCUGCCGGCCGCUGCCAUCCGCAGGCUGCUCUAUCGUCUGUGUUUCCCUUUAUACCAAAGAUCGUGAACUUCAGAUUUUGAAACAAAGUGUAUUUUUACUGAUAAGUGUUGUAAUGUAAGUUUACUUGUGCUCACGUCGAGCUAAUCAAAUAAACUCGAUCAAUACGUGUAACUUGUUUGUAGUAUAAUGAAAUACGAAUUUUCUAAUGAACAAUCUUCAUAGAGAUUGUAUUUGUUUCUCUUUUUAUAAAUGUUGUACGAUCCUGUAACUUAUCAUGUCAAACAUGUGGACGUUUCAUAUUUGUAACAAAAUGUUUUUGAUACCUUGCCGAUGGAAUAAGGCCUAAAUACCUUGUAAAAUUAGAAAAAUAUAUGAUGGAAUAUGUAUUGUGAUUCUCUUCAAAACUUUCGUAGUUAUUAUAAAGUAAUAUUGAAUAUUUUUAAAUAAUAAUUGUGUUGUUAGCGGGCGGAAUUAUUGACCAAAAUUUUCUCGAUAUUUUUAACUGCGUGUUGUUCAAGUGUCCGCCUGAAUGGCGGGACGGGCGCCGGCGAGGGCGGGCGGCGCUGGCCGCCGGGGCGGGGCAUAGUGUUGUGUGAUAUUGGCGGCGGAUUCGGACCGCGCCCGCCCCUCGCCGGCGCGCGUCGCCGCCGUGAACAUUUUCAAGGAUAUUGUUGUAGUCUGUACCCCGAGCGGGUGUAAAAUAUGGAAGUGUGUGUCGUGGCGUGGCGCCGGCCGCGGCCGCGGCGGGCGCGUGACGAUAUAUUUUUGUAUGAAGGCUGUCUGUCUGUAGUAUGCUGUACUAUACUGAGCGUGCCGGAUGCGAUCCGCGUACGAGUUAAACAAUGUUGUGUCUUUGAGAAUUUUAUUGUUAAAUUGGAAUACAGAUGAAAUAAUUAUUUAAUAAAUGUAUAUAAAUAUAAAUUAUAUAUAUAUAUAUAUUUGGAAAUA
This is a messenger RNA of Pectinophora gossypiella (pink bollworm), 5031 nucleotides long. It is a transcript of the gene HDAC4, whose product is annotated as histone deacetylase 4. Gene Ontology annotation, cellular component: histone deacetylase complex. The transcript has 20 exons. Gene Ontology annotation, molecular function: histone deacetylase activity. The record is from RefSeq and is a predicted model, not a curated record. Gene Ontology annotation, biological process: chromatin organization; negative regulation of transcription by RNA polymerase II. NCBI's taxonomy places the organism in Eukaryota, Metazoa, Arthropoda, Insecta, Lepidoptera, Gelechiidae. The coding region runs from base 256 to 2952 and encodes 898 amino acids.